AUGUUCACUAAACAAACUCUUCUCGCGUUCGUCGGGGCCCUGGCCCUGGCCGCGGCCAAGACGACCACUGAGAAGACCCCAACUCAAGCUGAGAUCGAUGCAGCCCGUGAUACGGUCCUUCCUUACUCCCCUGUGUCAAAUGUCAAGGGGUUGGCCUUCGAUCGUUUCGUGAACAUCUGGCUAGAGAACACAGAUUACGAAACCGCUGCUUCAGAUGAGAACUUGGCUAAGCUGGCUAAGGAGGCCCAACUACUGUGCUUCUGCCGGGGGGACACUUUCGGCAUGGACAGUGAUGACUUCCUGCAGAUCCCCGCCAAUGUCUCAACUAUUGCCGAUCUGUUUGACACCAAGCACAUCGCUUGGGGUGAGUACCAAGAGGACAUGCCCUAUGCCGGCUACCAGGGCAUGCGGUACCCCCUCAGCGGCCCGAACCAGUACGUGCGCAAGCACAACCCGCUAGUUCUGUACGAUUCGGUUACCGACGAUGCCGUGCGCCCACGCCAAAUCAAGAAUUUCACCACUUUCUACGAGGACCUAAAACACCACAGCCUUCCCCAACACAUGUUCAUCACACCGAACAUGACCAACGAUGCCCACGACACCGACAUCACUGUGGCCGGCGACUGGGUCGAUCGCUUCCUGCCUCCCCUGCUGAAGAACGAGCACUUCAACAAGGAUAGCCUAGUGUUGCUCACCUUUGAUGAGGGUGGUAACUACUCCCACCCCAACCGGGUCUUCAGUUUCCUGGUUGGAGGUGCUAUCCCCAAGCACCUGAAGGGUACCACCGACGACACUUUCUACACCCACUACUCAAUCAUCGCCUCCCUGUCUGCUAACUGGGGUCUGCCCUCCCUUGGCCGCUGGGAUUGUGGCGCCAAUCUGUUGAAUAUAGUCGCUGAGAAGACCGGCUAUGUCAACUGGGAAGUUGAUACCAGCAAUGCCUACAUCAACCAGACCUACCCUGGCCCUCUGUCUACCGAUAACUAUUCCUCCAAGUGGCCCGUUCCUGACACCAAGGGCAAGUGCUCUGCUGGUCAUGGUAUCGCAGAGGUUGUGAAGAAGACCUACCACGGUCUUCAACCUACCUACGACUACACCAGCCCUGUGCCGUACAACGCGGCCAGUGGAAACAACGUCGGCAUCAAGUACCACCGUACUCUGAAGAACGGUAAGACCGAGUCUGGUAUCACCGGGUAA
Penicillium crustosum is the source of this 1197-nucleotide messenger RNA. RefSeq names its product putative acid phosphatase. Gene Ontology annotation, molecular function: hydrolase activity, acting on ester bonds. Bases 1 to 1197 code for a protein of 398 amino acids. Gene Ontology annotation, biological process: phospholipid catabolic process. NCBI's taxonomy places the organism in Eukaryota, Fungi, Ascomycota, Eurotiomycetes, Eurotiales, Aspergillaceae. The transcript is spliced from 4 exons. The record is from RefSeq and is a predicted model, not a curated record.